Penicillium waksmanii is the source of this 1473-nucleotide messenger RNA. RefSeq names its product TPR domain protein. Gene Ontology annotation, cellular component: i-AAA complex. The record is from RefSeq and is a predicted model, not a curated record. NCBI's taxonomy places the organism in Eukaryota, Fungi, Ascomycota, Eurotiomycetes, Eurotiales, Aspergillaceae. The transcript has a single exon. The coding region runs from base 1 to 1473 and encodes 490 amino acids. Gene Ontology annotation, biological process: protein quality control for misfolded or incompletely synthesized proteins. Gene Ontology annotation, molecular function: misfolded protein binding.
AUGUUCCGUGCAGCGUCGGGGCGCCUCAGCGCCAGCAUCCCGCGUCUCCUCCAAACCCAGCGCCAAACGUCCACCCGAUCAAUAUGCAGCAACACCGCACGACCUACACCACAUGCACGAGUAUAUAACACGAACAUAACCCUGAACUCGCGCGUUGCCGGUCAGCGUUACUCCUCGUUCCGUCAUCGUGUCCGCAUGGGCUAUCGCGAAGCGUCAAAGGAUAUUUUCCGCAAAAAUCCCCUCGUGCUGCCAAUCGCUAUCCUCGCCGCCGUCGGCGGAAUCACCUUUUUCGUUUACACUACUUAUGUCGAAAUCACCAAAAACAUACCACAGUAUACCAAAUUCCCGCCGAAAGUGGCGGAUGCUCUGCGCCAAGCCAUUUACUACACGGAUAUCGACCUGAACGCACCGAAGGCAUUGCAGGCGUACAAAAAUGCACUGCACCUGGCCAUUGACGAGGGGAUGCAUCCCUUCUCAGACGAAGUGUUGGGUCUCAAGAUACAGGUUGCGGCGAUGCUGGAAAAGGCUGGAUUGGUGAAGCAGGCUACAGAGGUUCUAGAGCGGACGAAGAGAGAAGCUUUGUCCUGGAUUGAAGAAGGCCAACGGUCAGAGUCUUCUAUUGUCACCAAAACGUCAAUUCCAGAGGCGCAGCUAUCUUCCAAUGCCAAGGUCGCUCCUGAUAAUGUACAAAUCAAUGCACAGGCACUCCAGGACGCGGAGAAGGAAUUGAAGGAAAUGCAGGAGUACGAGGCGCGGCAACGAGAUCGCGCAUUGAAGAAGGUCAUUGGCAUCGAGAUGAAGUUGGCCGAGCUAUAUUCCAGCGACUACAUCCAAGAUGACAAGAAGUCCGAGGCGGCUCAGAUUGCUGCCGUAGAAUUGUGCCUUAAGGAGAUGCACCGGCGCCAGAAACUAGGGUUGCCCGUUGGAGCAAGUUCCGGCGAGGGAUCGGAUUCUUCUUGGAUGAACUUGACCGAAAUCGCCACUGCGCUGACAGACCUCGCAAUAAGUUAUACUGCCAAGGAACGACAUGAACUCGCCAUGCCAUUAUACCUUCGCGCAUUGGACAUCAUCCGUGCCGAGGAGGGAAGCACCCCCUCGUGCAAGCAGGUCGUGUUGCUGAAUAGCGUUGCCAGCUCCAUGGCUGGCCAGGCACAGCCAACAUCGCCUCGUGUACAACAGAUGAAGCAGCAGGGUAUUUCCCAAGAACCCACGGUUGAGGCUGCUCGGCAAUGGGCACAGAAGGCCAUUGAUGUCGCGGCCCACAUCAAACCCCCAGUUCGCGAUGAGGAGUGUGAUCUUAGCUGUGUUGCGGCUACUUACAACCUUGGUGAACUGGCUGAGUUACAGCAAAAGCCCGAAACAGCAAUUGCACGCUAUACCGAGGCCAGAUCUCUCGCAAAGGGACUUGGAUACCAAGAAGGGGUCUCAUUGGCAGAUGAUGCGUUGGCGAGACUCCGAAAGAGGCUCCUAUAG